Molecule: messenger RNA, 10554 nt
Organism: Mya arenaria
Lineage: Eukaryota; Metazoa; Mollusca; Bivalvia; Myida; Myidae
Cellular component (GO): nucleus
Source: RefSeq, a predicted model, not a curated record
UUUGCAUUGUGGAGGUUAUCUUGCAACUCAAUCGCAACAAAUCACCGAUUUUUUGUAAUUAAUACUACUUUUUCAUUAAAAUUGCGAAAAUAAUCAUGGAGCUUGGAUAAGUGAGUGCCUUAUCUGAACUAAGAUCCCGAGUCUACUGCUGCUGUAUUCUGUAUAAUAGCCUGCUUUUUCCCCCGAUCUCCUUCAUGCUUGAGCGAAUCCACCCGCCUGUCGUGUUACCGUGUGUACAAUGGUUGUCAAAACGACCUGCCAAUGUCGGAUGGACACAUGGACCACCAGCGGCGCAAGAAACGCGAAUAUAGAUGCGAGGACUGCGAUAAAGUGCUGACCACAUCCGAAGGGCUCAAUAUUCACCGUAGGCUACAUACAGGAGAGAAGCCGUACGCCUGUGAAGUCUGUGGUCACGCCUUCAGUCGCAAGUGGAACUACACGUGUCACAUAAAGGGCUGUCGCAAACGUGAACUGCAGAGACACGAGGCGCAUGUUCAUGACGUUGGAUUUGACUCAUCUGCGGCUCAACGCGCCUGGAAGGAGAACUUCCUAGCUUCACAGAGAGGAUACGCUGAAGUUAACGGAGAGGCGGAGAAUAUUUCCGACUUCUCGGAUAAGAAUAAUGUAGUGAACGAGACAUCUGUCUCAGAAAAUUUAACUCAGGAAAAAGUGUUGACUGGUGAGCCAGCAAGUAAGAGACCUUAUAAUAAGGCAAAGAAAGGAUUGAAGUUGAGAACUGUUAUUCAGUCUAGUGAUAUUCCACACACGGAGGAUACCUCCUAUUCUGAGAUUGUGUCUCCCAUUCCCUCGCCACCUGCUCAAGAUGUAACCAAAGACUUGGUUUACAUACCUCAAAUCAACGCAAAGGAAACCAUUUUGAAGACUGCGGAAACUUUGCAAAAUUGUGUCAUUUCCAAUGCAUUUACCUUCACAAGGCCAGGAAUUUCACUGCCUGCCCAAUCACCGGUUAAGUGUGACUCAUUCACUGUUAGUCAGCCAGUCACGUUGUUGAAACCCACUGAAGAAAGCAAAACAAUUGAUGGUGAUAUAUCUAUUGAAACAAAACCAGUCACUUCGACAGUAUCACAAAUCAUAGUUGUCAGCAGUGGAAAGCAACUGUUUACCUAUGAAAUACCAAUUGCAAGCAAAGAUUGCACGGAAAUUAACAGUGAGGAAAAUGUGACAGCAACGAAUAAAGUAGAACCUGAUGAUAACAUUCCAAAUUUGUCAAAAGUGACCGAAGAUAAUGACUUAGAAAGGUUUGAAGAAAUAGCUGCGAAUGAAAAACUGUUUGAUAGUUGUAGCUCUGUGGGCAGUAUUUUUGAUAAAGGUGAUUUAGUUGACGAUCACUACACUGUCGAAGGUAUUGGUGCUAUUUGUGAAAGCUUGGAGUCAGUUGAUGACAGUAUUGAAGCUAUAAGUGAAAGACUUAAUGCAGUGGACGAUAAUUUUGAAGCUCUGAAUGAUGAAAACUACAGACAUAUCAAUGAUGUUGAUAACCUAACUGCUGCUAAAGAGAAACUUGUAAGUGUGGUCGGAGGGUUUGAUGAAAUAGAUGGUGAUAUUCCUAGUGCUGUAAAUGACACUGAAAAAACGCAACACAGUGACAGUGAAUUUGCAGAUUCUGUUGUGAAGAUUAAUCAUGUGUUUGUGAAUGAGAAAUUUUUAAAUGAAGAGAGCAGCAUUAAUGACCCAGUGAAUGUUCCUUCAUGUAUGACACUUAGAAACAGGGGAAACAAGUCUUUUAAGAAACUUAAUAAAAUAAGAAAGGAUAUAUUGAAUGGCAGCUUUGUCCGUGAUGCUGAAGUGAACGAAGAAGUUUUUGUUAAAGAAAAAACACCUGUUAGGACUGCAAGAUGUGAAAAUAAGGAAAUAAUUUUAAUCAAAGAACUUGUUGAAGAAAGAAGAAGAAAGAAAGAAAGGAAACUAGAAAAUACCUAUGCUGAUUGUCAGUCAGUUGAAAGUGAUUUUGACAGAUUUGUUGUUGGUUCGGAUAUUUCUGUGAAAUAUAGACAACCAAGAAAAAUAGUGCAGCAGAAAUCUGUGCCUGAUACUGGUUUUGAAUGCAAAGUAUGUGGAAAGAUUCUGACCACUCCAUAUGGAUUGACUAAUCAUUUAAUGGUACAUGAGGGACAAAAACCAUUUAUAUGCAAAGUGUGUAAUCAUGCAUUUACAAAACAGUGGAAUUUGAAAACUCAUUUGCAGAAUAGGCAUAAAAUUGAACCAACGAAGGCAGAUUUGGAACCUACGUUUCCGGUAAAAUACCCAUGUAAUGGUUCUCGGAAAAGGCGAGCUAAAAAAAUUGAAGAAGCGAGUGAAACAAAUUCUUCUAGCCAGGAAUGUGACUCAGAUGGAUUAAGCUUGUCCGAUGGUAGUGCUUAUUUAAAAAAAGCUAAAGUUGAUGAGUUUCACUUUAAGACAUUACAUGAUAAAUCAGUGAAAGAUAGUAACAGAAAUUACCAAAGUUUUGAAGUUUUCAAUAUUUCUGUGCCAGAUAAGGUCGAAAAAGAAGAGGUUGUUGUAAGUGACACAGCAAGAAGGUUUGCAAACGAGGACUUAAUUGCUCAAUAUUUGCAAGGCUCAUGUAAUGAUAUUGAAAUAGAAAAUUCUUUGAAUGGUUCUGAAGGAAAUAUUUUUGACCUUAAUGAAGACGAUUUCUUAGAAAUCAAACUGAUAGAAACAGAUGUAGAUUUGGAGACUAUGGUCAAUAAAGGUUCAGUGAUUGCACAAGAGUCUAAUGUAAAUGAUAACAUAUCUGUAAUAAACACUAUGGCAAAUGAAAAUGACUUAGCCUUUGAAAGAGGUGAAACUGAAGCUGGCGAGAGUGUUGUGAAGGUUAAUGGCAUUAUUGAGCAGAUAAAUGCCGAGCAGGAUGUUAAGCAAGUGGCAAAUCACGAUGAAGUGUCUCAAGUGCGUGCAGUUGCUGAUGAAAAUGGCUCAAGAGUUGACUUGAAUCACAUGGAGGCUGGUGGUAACAAAGCCAAUGGUGCCUCGCUCAGUGAAGCACAAGCAGGUUUAAAUGAAAAUGCUACAGAUGAAGUCACACAUGGUGUAUACAAUGUAGCAAGUGAACAAGGUAUUGAACCAAGUAAUGUAGCUGGCGAGCAAACUAAUGGAACUGUUGAACAAAGUGUUGACAAUGAGUGUGGAGAUGUCAUAACUGAUGAACACAAACCUGUUGGGGUUGAUAAUGAAGGUGACAGAGCAUUACCAGUCGCAGGUGUCAGUGCUAGUGCUUCACAGUCUGAAGGUAGUUUGAGUAACCUUGACAAGAUUAUUAACAGUGUAGCCUCAGGUGAGGCGGAGGUUACCAUGAAGGAUCGAACUCUGGCGGGUAGUCAGGAAUUCAUGUCUUCCAAUGAUCACCUCAAUGAUCUCAGUUCAUCAAGCCAACCCAACCCCUUUCAGCGCAACAGGAGCCCGGGGCAGGCCUACUACCCCGGGGCUAACCUGCCUCCCCCACCCCCAUAUCAGCCCAACCCUACCAGUCAGCCGUACCCCUACCCUGGGGCUCAGAAUCCGAACCUAGCAGGAGCACAAGGAAAGCACCAUGGUAUGCAUGAAUCUGGAAACUACCCUGGUCCACCUCUCCCCAUGCCAGGAUAUUCAAUACCAAGCCCGGGCUCAUACAGAGCACAAGCCCCUUACCCGCCUGGCAACAUGUAUCCCGGAAACCUGCCUCCCUACUCUCAUCCGCAAGCUUUCCCCCAGGGUGGUGAGAAUGCUGAAUUGGACUUGAGUGGAAAAGAUGGGAAGACUUUGUGUGAAUGUCCAGUGUGUGGGAAGAAAUUGACUAGCAAGAAUACACUGGAGACUCACAUGAGAACCCACACUGGGGAAAAACCAUUUGAAUGUUCUUUUUGUAAGAAAACAUUCGCUUUCAAGAGCAACUGUACCCGCCACAUGUUGACACAUACUCAGACCAAGCAGCAGAAGAGCCUGGGAGGUGAAGAAAUGGAGGAGAAUGUGGCAGAAGCGUACCCAGAGGGAGAAGAAGAAGUGGAACCAAUGUCAGGGAUUCCGGGGCAGAUCCAAGGCAAUGUGAACAUUCCACCAAACUCAAGCUCCACACAGAUCACAGGCCAUGCUGGCCAGAUGCAGAGUCAGUCUGCAAUGUUACCUCCUAUGCAUACUCUAUUCACAUCAGGGCCUAACAAUGUGCCUUCUCAUCAAAAUCAAAAUCAGAUUUACAGUGAGAGCCCUACGAGUGAAGUGCCUCCAAAUCUGACACCGGAAAUGAGCCCACGGCCUAACCCAGCUGCAAGCCCGUUCAGUGAAUACCCUCCAAAUCACCCUGGCUUUUACCAGAACCAACAACCCAUGUAUGACCAAUUUCACCCAGGUAUGGCGCCACAGCAGCAAUACGGCAACCCCUACCAGCAAAACCAAACAUCUAUGCAAGAUUUACCUCAAUAUGGGGUCUACCCAGGCCAGGGUUACAUGCCUGGGGAUCCCAACCAUAUGCAAGGGCAUCCACAACAAGGACAAGCACCCAGCUUGUCAGCCCAAUCACCUUUAUCCGAAUACAACACUGACGCGGUCCUGAAGCAUAAGAAGUCUAAGGAGUUUCAGGGGGAGAGAAAACACCCUACCAAGUAUUGCGAUAUCUGCAAGAAGUCUUUUUCUGCCAGCUACUAUACCAACCAUAUGAAGAUGCAUAAAGGCACAAGUCCCCAUGUAUGCAAUGUGUGUAACCAAGUCUUCUCGCAGAAGUUCAGCCUAACUCGACACAUUGAGAACAUUCACAAGAGCAAGAAUGGAGAGGGACAACAGAAACCGGCAUCAAUACCAAGCACCCCUACUGAAGGGUACACAUCCAACCCUCUUGGUACAGCCCCUGUCCCAGGAGCAUUGGAUCCUAACCAGCAUGGCGAUAGAGCAAUGCCUCAGGUACAAGGCAAUGCAGAAAUUAAAGAGCAUCAGGAGUUUACCUCACCUGGGCCUUCCCACACCCCUGGUGCUGAAGGGAACUCUAGGGUCACUAAUCCUUCACAUUCGAAACAAGGUGGCGCUCCAAGCACUGUGUCAGGCCAGGGUGAUUCUGGAAACACUGACGUGAAUCAUGCAGUCCAUUUGGCCUACCAGAAAUUUCUACAACACAACGGUGACUGGUCAGCUUUAACCCCUGAUGAGCAUAAUGAGCUACGACAGUAUAUGGAAAAGAUUGCAAGUGCUCAUAGCCAGCAGGCUGCUUUAGUUGGCAGAUCACAAAACUCUGCAUCAGUCCCAGCAUCCCACAGCUCACAUCCACAGUCUGGUCCGCCGUCUCAGGGCCACCCAGCCAAUCAACCUCCUUCUGAUCACCCAAAAGCCCUGCAGCGCCCAGGGUUUAGCCAGCAAAUGUCAAUAGAAGAGACUGAACCAGUUGAAAGCUUAUACCCAGGGGAGAAGGGCAAAGCUGUUCAUGUUUGCAACAUAUGUAACAAGACCUACUCGUCGUCAGCGACUCUAAAGGCUCAUCACAGACUGCACACCGGUGAGAAACCUUUUGUCUGUCAGUUUUGCAACAAGUCCUUUACCUUCAAGGGUAACAUGAAACAGCACAUUGUAAAGCACCACAAGGAAGCUGCCGAGGCUGGAGGCAUGUCAUUGAACCUAUCAGAAACUUCAAAUGACGGUGUCCCUACUGGUUUGAAAACACCAAAGAAAGAAAAGAAGUCACCAAUAACUGCUAGUCCAAAAAUGGCUUUUGGCCAGGGAGGAAGCAUCAAUCCCUAUGAACUACCAUCUCAGGCAUACAAAGGAUACACAAACCAACCUCUGCCAACCAUGUUUCCCAUAAAGUCUGAGCCACCAGAAUUUGCUAGUAUGGCUAGUAUGAAGCCUUCCAUGUAUAACUACCAAAGUGCCUCUCCACACAGCAGCAUGUCGGGCACUCCGCCCAGGUUAUACCCCACCCCACCACCACAGGCUUACAGUGGCAGCCCUGUGAAAACAAUACCAGGGUAUGGCCCACUCAACCAUGGUCCAGGAUUCUAUGCUGGCUUCCAAGAAAAGCCUCCUAUGCCACAGGGCUUUCCCCAUGCUUUAAACCCUCUGCAUAUGCCAGGCCAGUCACCUGUGGUCAAGUCUGAGUUUCCUCCCACUGUUUCGAGCCAUGGUGAGCUUCAUCAUGAUUCUGAGGGUCUACCAGCAAACAUUGCCAACGAUCUGCUAGGUAUGCAACAAGAAGGACUGGGAGUUGCAGAUUGGGCGGGAGAAUCAUUUCCAGGACCGACUGCUUUCUCUGGCGACAAAGCUGUUGUGGAGCAAGAUUCCAGUCUAGGUGCAUUAGAGAGCAGCGUUACUCCGUUCAAUGCCUCUGAGCCAUUACCAGCAACAAGCACACCACAUGCAUACCUUCCUCACCUGGGCAGCAUGGCUUCCAACCAGCAGACAUCAGAUAAGCCUACAACAACUCUUGCAGGAUCUACUGCAGCCCAACUAACAACAUCUGCUUCUCUGCCUGGAAUUGGUGCAAUGGUCAGUGGCUUGGUCCCUAAUGAUCAGCUGCAAGCCUCUGAAGUAAAUGUUGGCCAAUCAGGACGCAGUAACCAAUUGAUGCCAGGUAUCAAUACACUUACAAGUCCAAACAGCCAGUCACAGCUUUCUGACCAAUCAAGUCAGCCUCCAUGUCAGUUGGAACUUGAGGAAGCUAAUUCCUCCGGAGCUUUUGCUCUGUCCUCACCUCCAAGCAAUUGCUCAGCCAACAGUGGUCUACUGUCACCUCAGACCCCUUCAAGCUCAAAAGGCUCAAAUCCACUCACAUCCCCAAAGAACACUAAAGUCACGGUGUGUCCCAUCUGUAACAAGGAACUUGCCUACUCCAGUUCCCUCGCCACUCAUAUGCGAGUCCACACAGGAGAGAAGCCUUUUGAAUGUGCCCUGUGUAAGAAAUCAUUUGCUCAGAGAAGUAACUUGAACACACACACAAAAUCAUGCAGAAAGAAGUAUGAGAAAGAAGAUCCAGCAGCUCUUGCUGCUGCUGGGUUAUCAGGAAGCCAGGACAGUCUACCACAGACACCUGAUCAAACAGAAUUACCAGGUUUUCCACAAAUGCAUGGCUUAUCAGACAGUAAUCAGUCGGGCCCAAUGCCAACUCAAUCCAGCGCAAGCACUGAAGUGUCUUCCAACUAUGAGAUGGCGAUGGAUCUUUCCCAGCAUCGUCCUGGAAGCAUGUAUCCGUCUGGGCAGGGUUUUCCAGGCUAUGAACAGAUGACUGACCCUGGUAUACAUCAGGGCAUGCCCGUGGACUACAGCAGAUACCCUAACCCCAUCUUCCAGCAGCCGCCUGCCAGUCAUGGAGGCAUUAUGGACCCAUCCCUGCAACAGCCUUACCAGGGACCUUACCCAUUACAAGCUUACAGCUCAAGUGAAGUUUCGCCAGCGUUAAAUUCACCACAACCUCUCCCAUCAAUCCCAUCUAGCCUGCCUUCAACGACCUCAACUAGUUCAGGAAACAUUCUGCCAAACUUCUUCAGUGUGUUUUCUAACAGAAGUGAUCCUUCCAGCCUUCAACUCUCUGAAGACCCCUUGUUUGACACAAAGCCUCAGGACAUGUCCACACAGCCAGCUGCCCCUAUUGUGUCAAAAAUGAAAGAAGAACCCAAGUCAGCACUUGCUAAUGAGCACACCAUUCCUGUUAUGGGUCACAUUAAUGAAGCGAGUACGAUCUCCAUGCAUCCAGCCCCUCCAAGGGAACCCUCUCCAGAUCCGUCACCAUCCAAGCCUAAACUUGACCCUACAAAGAAACGAUCAUCGUCAAGGACCAUGUCAGAAGAGGAAAAGGUUGCUCAGCGGACUUGCCCGGAAUGCAAAAAGGUAUUGUCCUGCCUGGCGGGGUUACGGCAUCAUAUGAGGAUACACACUGGUGAAAAGCCGUAUCGAUGUGGCCUGUGCAACAAGAGGUUCUCUCAGAAGUGUAACACCCACACCCAUAUCAAAUCUUGCUUCAAACAGCGUCAGGUGAAAGGCAUUAUUCCUGAACACCUUACGGGGAAGCCAGAGCCAGAGCUGUAUGCUGUGUUGACUAUAGAGGAGGCGGAUCCAAACUUUAAUCCAAAAGAAUUUAAGAUAAAGUAUGGGAUGGAGGUAACAGAUCAGCAGUAUGAAGGAAAGGAGGGAGAUGGAGAUUCGGCAUCGGGAGUCGAUAUUGUCAGUCGGAGUUCGUCGGGGAAAAGUGGGGGUAAGAGUAAUACCGAGUUGGUCAAGGAGGCCCUGCUGGGGAUCAUUGAUGAGAGGAAAGAGGCCCAAGAUGGUGAAGUAGGAAAUAAUCAGUCGAGGUCGAUGUCUCCAGAUUUAAGUGAUAAAAAAGAUGAUGUGGAUGGAGAGACGCCGGAGAAAUUGAAAAAAUUAAAGAAAGUUUACAAAAAGUAUGGAAUUGAUGGAGGAUAUAAGGCGAGAAAAUGCUCCGAAUGUGACACAGAAAUUACUGGUACCCCAAGUUCUAUGCUUAAUCAUAUCAGAACGCAUACAAAGGAGAAACCAUACCUUUGUAAUUACUGCUGCAGGCCGUUUUCUAUGAAAUUCUCACUUAACCGGCACAUUCUUGCAAUUCAUGGGGAAAAUAGGCAUGAAAGAAAAGGUGUUGAUGAUUCUGAGAAAAAUGGGAAAAGAAAGAUGAGUUUGACUGACGAAUCCAGUCAAGAUACCAUACCAGAUGCAAAGUAUACAAAGUUCAGUGAAGAUAUUGUUAAAGUGGAAAAAGAAGAGGAUAUGAAUGACUUAGAUAAAAGUAAAAUAAACUCAUCAAUGGAUGAAAGUAAAAGUUUAGAAAGUGCUGUUCAGAGUGUUAUAGAGAAUGUAAAAGCUGAAAUAAAUUCCGAAAAAAGUGAUCUCAGUAAAGAUAAAGAUGCAAAUGACAAAAACAUGAGUAUAGGUGGUGAGAAUGAUGAUGAUGAUAAGGUAGGUGUUGGGGAUAAAAGCAGUGGUGGUAAAAACAAGAAAAAUAUGGUAAUUGUUGAUGAAGCCCAAGUGGCUGCAAUGGACAUAGUUAAACGUGGAUUAAAACAUUGUGAAUUCUGUAAACGUGAUUUUGCCCGUCCACAGUUACUCUUAACACAUAUGCGUCAGCAUACUGGUGCAGAGAAGCCAUUUAAGUGUGUAAUGUGUAGUAAGACAUUUGCGUACAAGGCGAGCUUGAAAAAUCAUUUUGAGAAGCACAAGGCAGAGAUGUACCGGUGUACAGUGUGCGAGGAGCUUUACACGACAGAAACAGAGCUUGCUGAGCACUCUGUCAGCCAUUCAUGGGAGGAUUGUCCUGAUCUUGACGCAUUGUAGCAUACAUAACUUACAUCUAGGGGGUUUGACGCAAUAUGUUAAGCCUUUAUAUUUCAUGUACUUAUUAGAGCUUUUUUAUUUUGAUUUUUGUAAUUGUACUUCUUUUAUUUGUUGCUUUUCUUGAUUGAUAACUUUUUGAUUGAAUGAAAUUUGCAUUGCUUUCAAACUGUUGAUUUUGAUUAAGAAUUUUUUGAUUGAAUGAAAUAAGAAAUGAAUUCAAAGUGUUGAAAUUUGUUAGAUUUAUUUUUCUUCAAUAUUGAUUCAAUUGCCAAACUGUCUUCCCUUACGUUUUUAUACCGAUGUUUAAAAUGUCAGUGUCAUUAUUACAUAUAAAGGUUUAAUUAUUCAUUACAAUACUAUUAUUUUAAAGUAGCGACAGUAUGAUAGAUGGAAUCCUAGUUUUAAUACCAAUCCAAUAAUCAUUGUCAUCACUAAAUAUUGUGCAGUGAUGCUAUACAUGGAAAGUAAACAGAUUUAUUAAAAGAAAAUGAAUGUAAUGGAAAACACCUAUAUUUUGAAAUUAUGGAUUUUAGCUCUGAUUUUGUUUUUUGAUGAAGAUUUUUAUGCAGUGGUGAAAUAUCUUAAGAUGGACUUGUAACUGUACAUGGAGGAUGUAAGAUACAUUGAAUUAGUUUAAUUUUAGAAGGUUCAUUUUAAGUAUGGGUCAAUAUUAAGUACCGUACAUGUGAUUUUGUGCAUGAUUUAAAUGUUUAGGAGUAAAAAUACACACAAAUUGGUCAAUGGUCAGUGUGAAUUUGGCUUGUAGCUCAAGUAUGCAGUUUUAUGGUACCAGUAAACAUUUUAGCUGUUUUUUAACAACUAUAUGUAGUAAGGUUUUUGUGUUGCUGAAAUAUUAAUUUACUUAAUUAAUUUGGAGAGGCGUUGUAAACAUGUUUAUGACACAAUGAUACAAAUGGUAUUUAGGGCAUUUUUUUCCAACUAACAUAUUUGUAGAAAUGUAGCUGAAAUAGAUAAGUACUACAGUACAGGGGGUACAUGAAUGUUAUUUUUAGUUUUAAAACUUGUAAUAUAAAUCUUAACUUGCAUAAUAACAGUGGAUACUUUAUAUUGGGUAUCCGAUACAUUAAGAUAGGGCCAAGUCAUGAAAUAAACCCAAUUUUACUGUACGAUACACUAGGAAAGAUAAUAUACUAGGAAAUAUAAGGUAAUAUGCUAGUUAAGAUAAAACGCUGGGACAGAUAAGAUAAUAUUCUAGGAAAUAUAAGAUAUUAAGCUAGGACAGAUAAGAUAAUAUUCUAGGACAGAUAAGAUAAAAAGCUAGGACAGAUAAGAUAA